Messenger RNA from Penicillium chermesinum, 867 nucleotides. RefSeq lists its product as uncharacterized. The transcript has 3 exons. The record is from RefSeq and is a predicted model, not a curated record. The annotation marks the transcript as partial. NCBI's taxonomy places the organism in Eukaryota, Fungi, Ascomycota, Eurotiomycetes, Eurotiales, Aspergillaceae.
GCACAGCUGUUGACGCCCUCGGCCUUCCAGCCACGGCAGGACGAUAGCAACCCAGAGUCUACAGACAGGCAAGGUGAGGGAACCCCUGUGAGAACCAAAACUAGGAACGAAGUAUUCUCUGGUUCUGCAUGGGAUGCUCUUAAAGUCAGACACAUUCUGCGACGCAAAGUUGGAAAAGGCCUUCCGAACGAGUUGGUGGACAAAAUUAUGGAUGCAGCCGAGUAUUGGGCAUCGGAGAUGGCCUACAUGGCAGUCAUGCCCGAGAGGAGCCGCCAAGGGAAUCGGGUGAUCGUCCGUCAAGAUCAUGAUAUGGUAGUGUUGAAGACAGUCCCCCUCUGCUUUACCAAACAAGGUAAUGACAACGCCUCUGGUCUGACACCACUGCCCUAUCGCGGAACUCAUCCAUGUCGAAAGAUAAUCUUCCAUCUUUCUUCGCAUGACCAAGGCGGUGGCGGUGAUGCCACCGGCCCAGAACUUUACCAGAAGGAAUCAUGGACGUGGUUCGAUACUGAAGUAAUACAUGCGGCCCACAAACGAGGCGCGGCUGAGUGGCUAGAAAAUGAAAAAGGGUUAGUCGCUCAUCAGAUUGGCCCUGGGGCGGGCCCCUUCAUCCUGGACCAAACAGGCUACAGAUCAAUAGGGGGCAACGUGGAGAUCGUCUGGCAUUAUUUGGACGACAUUGAGCCUGACUCCGAAGAAGCUGGCAUUAUCGAACGCACCAAAGGCCGGGGAAGAGAAACGUUGGAUGGACGUGGAGUACGUGAGCUACAGGUGGGGGACGCGAUUGCUGUCUGGGCUCGAGCAAGGUUUCCUAACUGGACAAACAUCGUUUACAAUGCGAGUGCACAAGUAUUCUGGGCGGUCUAG